GCACGUACCGCAAGCAUGUGGAACGCACAACCCGGAAGUUUGGUGGAACUCCCCGGAAGUAGGCUGUGUAUCGUCCUGGGACUCCGUGUGAGACAGGCGGAGGGGGAGUAUAUAGAGGAACACAGGGGUGUGUACAAGGACGUGAUGAUGGAGAAUCACCGGCCCCUCACAUCACUGGGUAAGAGGAGACGGUCAUGUAUUGUACAAGGGAGAGCAGAUGGGCCCAGUAACAGAGAUACCCCAGAGAGAUGUCCCCGUCCUCUGUAUUCCCAGGAUUGUACAGAGGAGAAUCACAGGAUCCCACAGGAUGAUCAGGGGGAAGAUCUGACUAAUAUCAAGGUAGAACCUAUGGAGGGAAAAGAAGAAACGUAUGUGAGGGGUGAUCAGCAGUAUAAGGAGGAGGAAAUCCCUACAGAUAUCAGCACAGAUGGACCCAGUAACAGAGAUACCCCAGAGAGAUGUCCCCGUCCUCUGUAUUCCCAGGAUUAUACAGAGGAGACUCACAGGAUCCCACAGGAGGAUCAGGGUGAAAUUCUGACUAAUAUUAAAGUAGAAGAUACAGAGGGAGAAGAAGAGACGUAUGUGACUGAUAUGAUGGCAGAAGAUCUAGAGGGAGAAGAAGAGACGUAUGUGACUGAUAUGAAGGGAGAAGAAGAGACGUAUGUGACUGAUAUGAAGGCAGAAGAUAUAGAGGGAGAAGAAGAGAUGUAUGUGACUGAUAUGAAGGCAGAAGAUAUAGAGGGAGAAGAAGAGAUGUAUGUGACUGAUAUGAGGGCAGAAGAUAUAGAGGGAGAAGAAGAGGCGUAUGUGACUGACAUGAAGGGAGAAGAAGAGGCGUAUGUGACUGAUAUGAAGGCAGAAGAUAUAGAGGGAGAAGCAGAGACGUAUGUGACUGAUAUGAAGGCAGAAGAAACAGAAGGAGAAGAAGAGACGUAUGUGACUGAUAUGAAGGCAGAAGAUAUAGAGGGAGAAGAAGAGACGUAUGUGAGGAGUUAUCAGCAGUGUAAGGAGGAGGAAAUCUCUACAGACAUCAGCAUAGCAGAUGGACGUCUCAUGUUACUUACAGAUGGUGAAACACAAUUGAAGAACCUUAGACAGGAUUUUCCAGGAGCCAAGUCUGUCACACCAAUUAUACGGGGUGCAGCUAUACCCUCUGAUCUACAUUAUCAAGCUGAAUAUUCUCCUGAUAACUGUGAUCUUGGUACAUGCAUUACAACAUCUAGAGUUGAUAAAAUAUUACCCUGUUUUAUACAAAACACACAGUUAAGUGAGACAGGACAGAAGUCUAUUCCAUGCACCGAGUGUGGGAAAUGUUUUCCAAGGAAAUCGCAACUUGUUAGACAUGAAAGAAGUCACACAGGUGAGAAGCCAUUUCCAUGCUCUGAGUGUGGGAAAUAUUUUACACAGAAAUCACAUCUUGUUAGACAUAAGAGAAGUCACACAGGUGAGAGGCCAUUUUCGUGUUCUGAGUGUGGGAAAUGUUUUACUGAGAAAUCAAUUCUUGUUGCACAUCAGCUAUGUCACACAGGUGAAAAACCAUUUCCAUGCUCUGAGUGUGGGAAAUGUUUUAAACGUAAAUCACAUCUUGUUACACAUGAGAGAUGUCACACAGGUGAGAAACCAUUUCCAUGUUCUGAGUGUGGGAAAUGUUUUUCUGAUAAAUCAGUUCUUGUUACACAUCAGAGAUGUCACACAGAUGAGAAACCAUUUCCGUGCUCUGAGUGUGGGAAAUGUUUUAAAUGGAAAUCACAUCUUAUUACACAUGAGCAACGUCACACAGGUAAGUCAUUUCCAUGUUCUGAGUGUGACAAAUGUUUUGCAAAUAAAUCAUUUCUUAUCAUACAUCAGAGAACUCACACAGAUGAGAAACCAUUUGCGUGCUCUGAGUGUGGGAACUGUUUUAGACGGAAAUCACAUCUUGUUUCACAUCAAAGAAGUCACACAGGUGAGAAGCCAUUUCCAUGUUCUGUGUGUGGGAAAUGUUUUACAUGGCAAUCAUCUCUUGUUAAACAUGAGAGAUGUCACACAGGUGAGAGGCCAUUUCCAUGCUCCGAAUGUGGGAAAUGUUUUACACGGAAAUCACAUCUUGUUCUACACCAUAGAAGUCACACAGGUGAGAGGCCAUUUCCAUGCUCUGAGUGCGGGAAAUGUUUUACAUGGCAGUCAUCUCUUGUAGCACAUCACAGAAGUCACACAGGUGAGAGGCCAUUUCCAUGUUAUUCUGGGAAAUGACAGAAAUCUAAUUUAACCUCAGAUCUAAUUAAACGAUACAUUAUUAACGCAUAUUUCAAAAAGUUGAAACUGCAUGUGGAAAGUAUUUUUUUUUUAUAUAUUCUUUAUUUUGGUUUUACAGAAGAAAGAAUGACAUUACCAAGAGUACAACAAAUCGUACAAUGUAGAAACACAUGGGUCAAUAAACCAGUAAAAUAUAAAACAUCCAAAAUCCACACAAAAAACAAGACAAAGGUUAGAGGGAGGAAAUGGGAAUAAAAUCAGGGAAGGGGAAUGAGCGAGCUAAUCAAUCUCAACUAGAUAGAAAUUUGGGUUCCGUACUGCGAGGCGGGCUACACAGAUAAGCGGCAUCAUGCUGAGUCUAGCGGGAUCUGGUCUUUGUAGGUAGAGGUAGAUUUAAAUUCCACCACGUGGCGACAUAAUCGGCACGUGAGUCACGUGAGUCAAGGGCUGAAUGAAAAAUAUCCUCCAUUGAUCUAUAAAAUUCUAUCCGCUGGAACCAUUCCCAUAUUCGGGGGUAGGGGGGGCGGAGACUUCCAGUGGACCGGUACCACCGCUCUUGCUGCGUUAUUGAGGUGUUUGAGAAGAGAGUGUUUAUACUUUGCUAGUGGAAUUGUAGUGUGGGAGAGCAACCAGAAGUCAAUUCCAGUAGGGGCCUGAAACCCCAGGAUCUUGGAGGAGAUUUGAAUUACCUGGCCCCAGAAGGUAGCGAUCAGGGGACAGUCCCACCAUAUAUGAAUAAGGGUGCCACACUCCUUUCCACAUCUCCAACACAAGGGGGACACUGAGGGAAAGAACUUAUGCAAAAGGGAGGGACAGCGAUACCAUCUAGUAAGCAGUUUAUACUGUGUUUCAAUAACUUCUAAGCUUGUAGAGCAACGGGACAAAACUUCACUGUGUUUUUUCCAGUUAAUAUGUAUCCCUCUAGGUGUGAGAUCUGCAUCCCAUUUCGUGCAGAAAGCGGGAUCACCGGGGAAACGACCAUGUAGC
Molecule: messenger RNA, 3222 nt
Organism: Pseudophryne corroboree (corroboree frog)
Lineage: Eukaryota; Metazoa; Chordata; Amphibia; Anura; Myobatrachidae
Product: zinc finger protein ZFP2-like
Exons: 7
Coding region: 16-2232 (738 amino acids)
Biological process (GO): embryo development; urogenital system development; regulation of transcription by RNA polymerase II
Cellular component (GO): nucleus
Molecular function (GO): DNA-binding transcription factor activity, RNA polymerase II-specific; RNA polymerase II cis-regulatory region sequence-specific DNA binding
Source: RefSeq, a predicted model, not a curated record